AUGGCCGCGCCGCAGCCGCCGGAACGGACGCGACGGAAGGGGCGGCCCCGGAAGGGCGGGCGGCGGCUCCGGGCGGCUCCGGGCCCGCAGGCCCCGGGGAGGCGUCCCUCAGGUCCCCGCGGCCUCCGGGGCGACUUUCCGCUCUGUCUCCCGCAGCCCCCGAGGAAGCUCUGCUCUGUCCCCGCAGCCCUCGAGGAACUCCCGUUCCAGCCCCCGAGGAAGCCCCGUUCUGUCCCCGCAGCCCCCGAGGAAGCCCCGCUCUGCCCCCGCAGCCCCCGAGGAAGCCCCGCUCCAGCCCCCGCAGCCCCCGAGGAAGCUCCACUCUGUCUCCCGCAGGCCCUGAGGAAGCCCCGCUCCGCUCUGUCUCCCGCAGCCCCCCGGGGACGCUCCGCUCCAGCCCCCGCAGCCUCCGGCGAAGCCCCGCUCCAGCCCCCGCAGUCCCCGAGGACGCUCCGCUUCAGCCCCCGAGGAAGCCCCGCUCUGUCCUCGCAGCCCCCGAGGAAGCCCCGCUCCAGCCCCCGCAGCCCCCGAGGAAGCUCCACUCUGUCUCCCGCAGGCCCUGAGGAAGCCCCGCUCCGCUCUGUCUCCCGCAGCGCCCCGGGGACGCUCCGCUCCAGCCCCCGCAGCCCCCGGCGAAGCCCCGCUCCUCUCUGUUCCCCGCAGCCCCCGAGGAAGCCCAGCUCCAGCCCCCGCAGCCCCCGAGGAAGCCCCGCUCCUCUCUGUUCCCCGCAGCCCCCAGGGAAGCCCCGCUCCAGCCCCCGAGGCCGUUCCCCUGGUCCUGUCGUAGCCACACGUGAAAACACGGAAGCACAAAGGACACUGAUGGGGUUGGAUGGGGAAACAAAGGGAUGGAAGGCAAAGGGGUGUCUCUGGUUCCUGGCCCAGGCUGGAUAA
This is a messenger RNA of Colius striatus (speckled mousebird), 894 nucleotides long. RefSeq lists its product as uncharacterized. The transcript has a single exon. The coding region runs from base 1 to 894 and encodes 297 amino acids. The record is from RefSeq and is a predicted model, not a curated record. NCBI's taxonomy places the organism in Eukaryota, Metazoa, Chordata, Aves, Coliiformes, Coliidae.